AGCGUUUCCUGUGUUUGUAAACUGAGGAAAAACUGGAACUCGGGGCGACACACUGAAAAAUUAUCGAAACGCAGGGAAACGAGCAAGGGACAUGUGCCAGAUGAUUGGGUUGGGUCAGAUCUAACAGACUAUCCAGAGUGACCGCUUCCCCUGUUGCCUUGUCCCCUCCCCCACCCUGACACAUAGCGACCACAGCGAUGACACACCUGCCCACCAGCUCGGUCCGUGACCACAUGAAAUGGGCAGGACUGUUGGGUUGUGAGGCUGUUCUUUCCAGUAUGGCUUUGAUGCAAGCCAGUUCCAUGGCCGCUCCCAAGAAGAUGAUGUCCCCCUUGGGCCACGGGCAGAGAGACAGCCCGGAGCGUGGCCCCCAGAGUCACAUGAUCUUGCCCUCCGGCAUGAGCUGCCCGCCACUUCUUAUUCGUAAGGAAGGAGAUUUCCAUUCAUCCCGGUUGUUAGACGAGAAGGAAAUGCGAGAGAGCGAGGAUAUGCAGCUGAAAAAGAAGAACAGGAAAUCAGGAACGCCGUGCAAAGUGGUAGUGGUGGAUGAGAAUGGUGAAUGUCCACUGUCCAAAGUGCAGAAGAACUUCAUUUGUGAGCACUGCUAUGGUGCAUUUCGCAGCGGUUACCAUCUGAAAAGACACAUCCUCAUUCACACAGGAGAGAAGCCCUUUGCAUGUGAUAUAUGCGACAUGCGGUUUAUUCAGCGUUACCACCUUGAGAGGCAUCGGCGAGUCCACAGUGGAGAGAAGCCGUACCAGUGUGAGCACUGCCAGCAGAACUUCUCACGAACCGAUCGACUGCUCCGACAUCGACGGAUGUGCGGACAAGGGGCCACCAAGGGCGGAAACCAGCCGUGCUGUGAGGCGAGACCCUACUCCCAGGAGCCCCCUAACCCCACUGCUACCUGGACCCCCCUGCAACCUCCCUCAGGGGAGAAGCCAUUUCCAUGUGACAUAUGCGAUAUGCGGUUUACACAGCGUUACCACCUGGCGAGACACAAGAGAAUUCACAGUGGGGAGAAGCCAUACCAGUGCAACCACUGUCAGCAGAGCUACUCGCGAACUGACAGACUGCUGAGACACCAACGCCAUUGUCACGGACACGUGGCUCCCAAGCCUGGGAACCAACAAUGUUAUGAGGCGAGACCGUACUCCCAGGAGCCACCUCACCCCACUGCUACCUGGAGCCCACUGCAACCUCCAUCAGGGGAGAAGCCAUUUCCAUGUGACAUGUGUAGCAUGCGGUUUACACAGCGUUACCACCUGGCAAGACACAAGAGAAUUCACAGUGGGGAGAAGCCAUACCAGUGCAACCACUGUCAGCAGAGCUACUCACGAAGGGAUAGACUGCUGAGACAUCAACGCCAUUGUCACGGACACGUGGCUCCCAAGCCUGGGAACCAACCGUGUUACGAAGCAAGACCCUACUCCCAGGAGCCACCUCACCCCACUGCUACCUGGAGCCCACUGCAACCUCCAUCAGGGGAGAAGCCAUUUCCAUGUGACAUGUGUAACAUGCGGUUUACGCAGCGUUACCACCUGGCAAGACACAAACGAAUUCACAGUGGGGAGAAGCCGUAUCAAUGCGAACGUUGCCAACAGAGCUUCUCUCGAACAGACCGACUUCUGCGGCAUCGGAGGCUGUGUCAGGGGCAAGCCACUUCCAAGGCCACAAACCAGUCAUGGUAUGAGGCUAGACCCUACUCCCAGGUGAUCCCUCACCCCACUGUUGUCUGGACUACCCUGCAACCACCUGCAGGUCGCCUACCAGUCUGACUGACCCGCUGGCUUCAAACUCCUUGGAAAAACACAGCAAGCAAAAUUUACAGUUUCGGGAGUGCCGUGGCACAGCGCUAUGGUACAAACUGACACUGCAGCUUCGGUCGUGACAGUCUGGGAGAAAUUCUAAUGUUGUACUUAUUUUUAUUUUUUAAAUAUAUCCCCAUUUUAAUCCUCACUAAUUAAGAAGUAACAUAGCUCACUGCAAAGGCCAUGUGUCUGCUAGAUGGUAAGGGGCAGCAUUGCAGUCCAUGUCCUCACUUACUCUGCCAACACUGCCAAUUGACUGGCUCUGUGUACACGUUUCAAGGACUCGCAGGAGGAGUGACAUGGCCCAGGCAGCCAGGAACUGACAGACUUGAAGCUGUGUGCUGCAGGCAGCGGAGAUAUCCCUGCCAAUGCCCUCCCCUUGUGAGAGGAACAAAACCCGUUCCCACUCACAGGUGGCAAAGACACAUAUCAGACUGAGCCAUGGUCUCACUGCAGGACUCAGUCUGUGUAUGUUGAGAGCGCCUUAACUAACCGAGACACCCUUCUUCUUCUUCUUCACCAACUAAGAUCCCCGGUUUGGUUUUAUCCAAGGUUCUGUUUGGAUUAUGACUGUGAGAUUUUUUUUUUCUUCAUGGUACUGAAAAUUAGGAACGUGAGGGGUUUGGUGGACUGAGACUGCUUAUAAUACCACCAGUGCAAUGAUGAAAUGCAACUUAUACAUGGGUAUACAGUAUAAACUAAAUAAAUAAUUUAAGUAAUUAAAAGUUAUAUAGUUUUGAACUCCGAACAUUUUAAACAAUGGUACAAAACAUCUCUAUAAAAGAAGUAAAGAAAUCAGAUAUUGUACGUUUUUGACCCUUUCAUUUAAAAAAAAAAACAGCUGUUGGUGCCCAGUGAGUAAAUAGAGCAAAAAAAAAAGAUUAUUUAACUAAAGAGGUCAGUGUUUAGUCUAAAAUUACUGUAUUUGGUGUAGAGAGAAAAGCAUUAGAUAGAGUACAGUAUAAAAUAGUGCUGAUGACUCAGGACAUGACACAAGCAGGCUGCUUUACAGGUAUCUGUCCUUUUUAUACAAGCAUAUAACAAUAUAUAUGUAUAUACAUUUUCAUUUUAGUGAGUAGUUUGUCUUACGCAAACAUUAGUUACUGUUGCUAGUUUUUUUUAUUUUAUUUUAAGGCUUUAAUAAUGGAACUUAGUACACUGAAGUUUAACUACGUCUGUGUGAGGUAGGCAAUGCCAUGUAAAAUAA
Scleropages formosus (Asian bonytongue) is the source of this 3018-nucleotide messenger RNA. RefSeq names its product zinc finger protein 740a (gene znf740a). The record is from RefSeq and is a predicted model, not a curated record. Gene Ontology annotation, biological process: regulation of transcription by RNA polymerase II. Lineage: Eukaryota; Metazoa; Chordata; Actinopteri; Osteoglossiformes; Osteoglossidae. The coding region runs from base 198 to 1778 and encodes 526 amino acids. The transcript is spliced from 13 exons. Gene Ontology annotation, molecular function: sequence-specific DNA binding; DNA-binding transcription factor activity, RNA polymerase II-specific. Gene Ontology annotation, cellular component: nucleus.